Molecule: messenger RNA, 1032 nt
Organism: Symphalangus syndactylus (siamang)
Lineage: Eukaryota; Metazoa; Chordata; Mammalia; Primates; Hylobatidae
Gene: BIK
Product: BCL2 interacting killer
Biological process (GO): regulation of apoptotic process; apoptotic mitochondrial changes; male gonad development
Source: RefSeq, a predicted model, not a curated record
CGGGAGGGGCGGAGCGCCCGGGCCUAUUAGGUCCCGCGCCGGCAGCCGGGCCGCAGACACGAAGCCUCCCGGGUGGCUCACAGACUCUGCCAGCAUCGCCGCCGCCAGAGGAGAAAUGUCCGAAGGGAGACCCAUCUCCAGAGACAUCGUGAUGGAGAUCCUCCUGUAUGGGCAGCCCCUGGAACCCCCGACCAUGGAGGUUCUUGGCGUGACUGACCCUGAAGAGGACCUGAACCCUAUGGAGGACUUCGAUCCUUUGCAGUGCAUGGAGGGCAGUGACGCGUUGGCCCUGCGGCUGGCCUGCAUCGGGGACGAGAUGGACGUGAGCCUCAGGGCCCCGCGCCUGGCCCAGCUCUCCGAGGUGGCCAUGCACAGCCUGGGUCUGGCUUUCAUCUAUGACCAGAUUGAGGACAUCAGAGAUGUUCUUAGAAGUUUCAUGGACGAUUUCACCACCUUUAAGGAGAACAUAAUAAGGCUCUGGAGAUCCCCGAACCCCGGGUCCCGGGUGUCCCGCGAACAGGUGAUGCUGGCGCUGCUGCUGCUGAUGCUGGCGCUGCUGCUGCUGAUGCUGGCGCUGCUGCUGCUGCUGCUGGUGCUGCUCAGCAGGGGCCUGCACCUGCUGCUCAAUUGAGGCCCCGGUGUCUCAGGGCGGGGCUGGCCCCACCCCUGUGACCACUGCCCUGGAGGUGGCGGCCUGCUGCUGUUGUCUUUUUAACUGUUUUCUCAUGAUGCCUUUUUAUAUUUAAACUCUGAGAUAGUGCUGGAACACUGCUGAGGUUUUAUACUCAGGUUUUUGGGUUUUUUUUUUAUUCCAAUUUUUGUUUUUUCUAAGAGAUGAAUUCCUAUGGCUCCGAAAUUGUUAGCUGUUAACUGUGGCCUGUGCCCAGGAAGAGCCAUUCACUCCUGCCCCUGCCCACACGGCAGGUAGCAGGGGGAGUGCUGGUCACACCCCUGUGUGAUGCCCUUGGCAAAGAAUCUACUGGAAUAGAUUCCGAGGAGCAGGAGUGCUCAAUAAAAUGUUGGUUUCCAGCA